This is a messenger RNA of Ectocarpus sp. CCAP 1310/34, 4997 nucleotides long. The record is from the annotation of a GenBank genome assembly. NCBI's taxonomy places the organism in Eukaryota, Phaeophyceae, Ectocarpales, Ectocarpaceae.
AUGGCCUCUGCUAACAUUGACCCAGACGGAGCUGCCGCCCCUAGGCCGCCCUCCGGAACACCGAGCGGUGCGACUUCGCCCGCUCCUGCCUCGCUUUCUGGAUCUUCAUUGUCGGAGAUGAAGACUCGUCCGCCUGGCCCAACCCCCCCGCCCGUGCCUGGUGCUCGCUGUUUGCCCUUGCGCCCUCCACCGGCCCCUCCGUUUGACGACAAGUGCGAGUAUGCUUCGGACGACGUUCUCCUUUUCUGGAAACCUCCAUCCGUUUUCUCGCAAUGGACUCCCUCGGCUUUUGACGUACUGGGGGUACGUUAUUCAUGUGGUGAGCAAUUUAUGAUGUCUGAAAAAGCGAAGCUGUUUGGAGAUAUGGCAUCGUAUGACAAAAUUAUGACGGCAACUGAUCCUAAGACAUACAAGUACUUGGGUCGUAAAGUGCGUCCUUUCGACUAUGCUGAAUGGGAGCGUCGUCGUGAAGAGAUCGUGCUUACAGGGUCAUAUGCUAAAUUUGCUCAAAACCCAGCCAUGAAACAACAUUUGAUGGCGACGGGUACCCGUUUCCUUGCAGAAGCUAGCCCCUUCGAUCCUGUUUGGGGUAUCGGCAUGGCUGCAACAUCUCCAGAGGCUAGUGAUUCUUCUAAUUGGCCGAAUAGUGGUCGCAACUUGUUGGGAAAAGUGUUGAUGGAAGUUCGACGCUUGUUGCGUGAUCGGCCAUUGUCUGGCGAAGAUUUCCCUGCCUCUCCUUUCCCCGAGCCCUCCUUUUCGCAGCCGUUGUCCCCUGGUCAACAACGCAUCCACGAGGUGGGUUCUCCUGGUGCGGCACCACCUUCAGAGGGCCGGGGUGAAGAUCCUGCUGGCCUUCGUUUGGACGCUCCGGGGGACCAUGCUCCGGGCGUUCACUUGGUGGCCGCUACCUCUGUUUGCCAAGACCACCCUCCUCUUCUGGAACACGGACCGGAUUUGGUGGGCGGCACGCUUCUGCUGGAUUCGGCUUCGUACACCACCCGGGUCCUGUUGCAUGGAGGGCCUACAGCCACUUCUCAACUGCCGCGAGUGGCGCUGCUGGACUCUGGAUCCCCCGCGUCCUUCGUGUCUGACUCUGUCGUUACCGCUAUGAUUGAUGCAGGAGCUUUGACUUCGGGGAGUGUCCGUGUUUCGCCCUCUCGUCGUUGGGGUGGGUUUGGUGAUGGACCCGCCCUCGUGACCACCAAAUCGGUUCGGUUAACAGUCAACUUCCUUCACGGGGAUCGUGCUACGGCUUCUCUGGCGGUUUGGGCCUGCGUUGUUCCAGAUGCCGCCAUGGGGCACGCCGUACUCCUGGGUCGGGAUAGCUGGAUGCGGUUCAACUCUCGCACCUUCACCACCCUCCCUCGCCCUGGACCGGAUGGCCGUGUUAUGGGCGAACUCACUCUUUCUCCGCGUUUUACAGCUGGCGCCUGCGUCUACGCAACACACGACGACGCCCCUGCGUCCUCUUUUCACCUCAAAUAUGAAGGGACUUCGGGAAUUUCCUUGGGGCCGGAGCCUGCACUUGUUGAGGUGAACCUCGUCCGCUCUUCUGGCCUGCCGGCGUUGAUUGGCGAGUACCUCGUAUCGUUUCGACCAGAGGUAGGAACGCUUUCGUCCCCCGAUGCUUUCGUUUCCCAUGGACUCCAAAAAAUUCCCCUUGCAGGUUGUGCUGAAUUGGAGCCGGGAGACGUUAUUGGAGUGUCUGCAGCGCCGCUGUUGCGCGUCCCGGUGGAAGCUCUAAAGGCGGCAUCAUCGCCUUCGCCUGCACCCGAUUCUCCGGCCCCCACAUCACCACCUAGGGUCAACAUCGUUGAUCCUGCGUCCGAGGCCCAAAGCCCUCCGGAUCCAGCCUCUGCCCCGCCUCCUCCGAAGCCGCCUCCCCAAGAACUGAUGGACCGCUUCUCCGAGGCUCAGCGCUCCAGCUUCUCGCGUUUGUGGGCUAGGCUGCCGGCACACAUGCACGACAUCGCCUUCGAUUUGCACAAUCCGGGAUGGACACCGGAAGCUAUAGAUCGCUUGGCGGACGCUCUGUUCGAGUAUUCUGACGUGUUCUCAACAUCGAAAACCGAUUUUGGUUCUUGCAACAUCAUGCCGUUCACCCUUUCUGUCCCUGCUGGGACAAAGCCAGUUGCGUCUCGCCCGUAUCGCAUCAAUCCCCUCAUGCAGAAGAAAGUGGACGCAGUUUUGGACCAAUACUUGGCGGCAGGGCUAAUUCAGCAUUCUACCUCUCCAUGGGCCUCUCCUUUGGUCGUCAUCCCCAAAAAGGACGGAUCGGUCCGUAUUACCGUCAACUACAAGCGUCUUAAUGCUCUGGUGGACCUGGACGGACAACCUCUCCCUCGUGUGGACGGUAUCUUGGAUUCGCUGUACACCGGGAAAGUGUUCUCCAUCUUCGACCUCAACUCGGCUUUUCACCAGAUCGUUUGUGAUGACGAAACCGUCCCUCUCACCGCCUUUUGUACUCCCACACAGCUGUUCGAAUGGCUUCGUAUGCCGCAGGGCGCCAACGCCAGCCCGUCCUGGUUUGUCAAAGUCAUCAACCGCGUUGUACAUGGCUUGGACCGAGUGUUGGCGUAUCUGGACGAUGUCAUCUGUUUCGAUGAGGAGCCUCUGGGACACGUGCUCAACAUGAUCGAGUUCUUCAAACGAUUGCGCCAGUACAACCUCAAGCUGACUCCUGGGAAAGCUCGUGUUGGUGCCACUCACGCCAACUUCCUCGGACACACCAUCUCCCCGGCUGGCGUUAGCCCGGACGGCGUCAAGGUUCGAGCGCUCACGCACAUGCCACCGCCGACGAAUGUCAAACAGCUUCGGAGCCUUCUCGGUGGACUCAGCUACUACAGGAAGUUUUUCAAGAACCUCGCCACCAAGGUACGGCCCCUCAACGCCCUUCUCAAACAAGGUGUCCUCUUCAAGUACACCCCGAGCAUGAUCAAAGUUGUCAAGACGUUGUUGAGCGAACUCACGCGCCCUCCGAUUCUAGUUUUUCCUGAUUGGGCGGCGGUCGAAGACAACAGCCGUCCUCUCCGGUUAUGCUCUGACGCGUGUAUCGAUGGCUUCGGCGCCUCUUUAGAACAAGAACAGCUGGAUGGCUCCGUGCGCCCCAUCGUAUACAUCAGCCGUGCUACCCUCCCUGCGGAGCGCAACUGGACCGUUUUGGAUCUGGAGGCUGGUGGGAUUGUUUGGGCAAUCAAACGCCUUCGCGGCUAUCUGUGGUCGACCAAGUUCGUCAUCUACUCGGACCACAAAGCCUUAGAGAGCAUCGGCAAGGUGGGGGAACACAACGCACGGGUUCAACGAUGGCUCGAGUUUCUGUCCAACUUCACGUAUACGCUGAAGUAUCGGAAAGGUUCAGCGAAUGGUAACGCCGAUUUUCUUUCGCGGAUGCCUUUGCCGGCACAAGACACGGACAAGACUGGCCAGGAUUGCAUUGAUGGUGUUGACCACGCGGGUGUGUUUCUCAUUCGAGCUUGCGGGCUUCACUACCACUCGUCCUCCACGCCGGACGUCGGUUUGGGUGGGCUCACCCCUCCUUGCUCUGCCGGAGUCUUCUCGCCCCCACCACUACAGCCUUCCGACUUUGGAGACUUCCGUCGACACGCCCCACGGAUGAUGGACGUCUCACCACCUUCGUCGUCUACUUGCACGGAUCAUCAGCGACCUUCGGGAGUCUUCGCAGUUUCCGGACUUGCCGGCUCUGCCCCGCGGCUGCCCUCUGUCGCAUCUCGUUUGGUGCCCUCUGUUGCAUCCUCAGCGAACAAAUAUGUGCACGUCUUGUCCUCGCUUCCGGAGCGUGGACCACUCAUCUCCUCACGGACUCGGGCCAAGACUACCACUGCUUCCGGUGGUACCGUCACCGACCCAGCUUACUUCGGACGUCAACCGCGGGCUACCAUCGUUCCUCGAACGCCGUCGCCUGUCCGUCGCUCUAACAGGUUUCGUACAAAAACCAAGACCACCCGGGUCACCGCGCAUUCGCCGCGUCCAUCCGCGACGCUCGCGUCGGCAUCUUCGUCGACUGUUUCCGCGCCACCGGCACCUUCGUCAUCAUCACCGUCUUCAGCGUGCUCUGUUUCGCCGGUUUCGCCUUCUUCACAGGUGUCACCCACGUUUUCGUCUCCCGCGGCGCCGUCGUCGCGCGUGGAGGUUGCGGCUGCUUCUGCAGCCGGCACAUCAUCUUCUGCCGCUCCUUCCGCCGGAUCGCCUGAUUCUCUUUUGGAAUCAAUCGCCUUAGACACUGCUCAUCUGCGGGACUGCGUCCAGAGUUUUAGAGCUGUGGAUUGGGCUCGGGAACAGCAACAAGAAAGCGAAUGUGUGGCGGCCAUGCGUUUUCUUUCCCGUGGCUCUCUCUCCCCACCUCCCCCUGAUUUGCUGACCCUCGAUGCCCCGUUUCAUUCUCCCCGAUUAGACGACGUGUUGGCGCUGGCGGCGAAGACCAGGUUGCACACGACCGACGACAACGUCACUCUUCUCGUGCACAAAUCAGCGCCGUCGCCGGUUGGACGCUCUGGGGGUAGGACCACUCGCUUGCCGAAUACUGGAGUCCCUCGUGUAUACGUGCCGAUGCUCAUGCGUCCGUGGGUUUUGCGUGCUUGCCAUACCCACGCGUUCUUCCAUUUGGGUGUUCACCGUACACAGCGGCUGCUCGAACGUUUUUACUGGUGGAUUGGUGUGGAUCGCUCCGUGCGCUGGUGGCUCCGAUCGUGUCUGGUGUGUCAAGCCCGCAAGACUUCACGCCAAACUGCUCGGUGGCCCAUCAUCGCUAUGCCGCUGCCGCAAGGGCCUGGAACUGUCGUCGGCGUCGACUUCUUUGGGCCUCUGCCAUUGACUGCCAAGGGCAACUCUUACAUCUUGCUGUUCACCGACCGCUCCAGCCGGAGAGCCGACAUGUUCGCUGUCACAGCCGCUGAAUUUACGGCCAAGGGAACGGCCAACAUCUUCGUCAACCAGUACAUGACCAAGUGGGGAUGCCCGACUACGCUGUUGUCGGACAA